Molecule: messenger RNA, 4846 nt
Organism: Mus pahari (shrew mouse)
Lineage: Eukaryota; Metazoa; Chordata; Mammalia; Rodentia; Muridae
Gene: Uvssa
Product: UV stimulated scaffold protein A
Exons: 14
Coding region: 437-2590 (717 amino acids)
Biological process (GO): transcription-coupled nucleotide-excision repair; response to UV
Cellular component (GO): chromosome
Molecular function (GO): RNA polymerase II complex binding
Source: RefSeq, a predicted model, not a curated record
GAGACGGGUGGCUGGCGGCCUCGUCUGAAAGGGACUGGACCAGAGCGGGCGCGUCGCGGUGACUUCCGCUUCUGCGCCGCGGGUCUUCGCGAGUGUGUGCCCGCUGCUCUCUGGGGCCUGUAACCGAGCUCUGUCUACACCGGAAGGGGUGGGCGAAACAAGCUGCUGCAUCCUGCGGGCCGUGUCACCGAGGCUGCGGGACGCUGGUACUACGUCUCCUGAGGCAGAGGGUCAGGCAGCGAGUGCGGCGGACCGAGGGUCGUGGCUGGUCAGAUUCUCGGCCCGCGGGGUCGGAUCAGUCGCCCCCGCAGUUGUCCAAAGACUGUCGCUUGCAGAGAGCGAGUAUCCUGGGCGGCCAGAUUGAGUAAAAUUUAGUGACAUUCCCCUUUAACCCGCGGUAACGUCACCCACACAGCUGACCGAAGACUACCGGAAUAUGGAUCAGAAACUUUCACAGUUGAUAGAGGAGCUCACAACCUCAGGAGAAUCCCAACUCAAUGCUCAGAAAAUGAAGGAGCUGAAGAAAAUUUGCAAGUCUUCAGAGGAGCAGCUGAGCCAUGCCUACCGCCUGCUGAUAACACAGCUGACCCAGGGCCACUCUGAGAUCCGCCUCUCAGCCUUCCAGAUCGUGGAUGAGCUCUUCACCCGCUCUCAUCAGUUCAGAGUGCUGCUUGUUUCUGACUUCCAGGAAUUCCUCGAGCUCACACUGGGCACAGAUAGUGACCGUCCCUUGCCACCCCCUCGGGAGGCAGCUCAGAGGCUAAGGCAGGCAGCCAUGCAAGCUGUGGAAGGUUGGAAUGAGAAGUUUGGGGAGGCCUAUAAGAAGCUAGCCUUGGGCUACCAUUUCCUAAAACACACCAAAAAGGUAGAUUUUCGGGAUAUAAAUGUUAGGACUGUGGCAGAAAGGAAGCGAGAAGAGGAGAAGCAGAAGCACUUGGAUAAAAUCCACAGAGAAAGUGCAGACCGGGCUAAGAGGGAAAUGGAAGAAAUGUCUGAUGAAAUUGGAUGCUGCCUGACAGAAGUGGAGAACUGCUUUAAGCUGCUGGUGCCCUUGGAUUUUGUACCAUACCUAGAGGAUAAAUUCUUUGGUGAGGCAUCUGGCAUAACAGAGGGCCAUGCUCCUUGCACCUUGAACCUGGACCUGGCAACUCCCUGUGAGUCUGGUCUCUCUGGACCCCAGGAUGAAGAGCAGCCAUGCUGUAGCAAGGACCUGGUUGCCUCUGCAUACCAUGUAGGAUCUGUUGUUGGUCUGAAGGCACUACCCCAAGCAGCCAUGAAAGACCCCUCCAGGGACGAGGAGGAACCCAGUGACCCAGAUGAUUUCCUGCGGAGCCAUGGGUUGGGUUCCCACAAGUACACGCUGGAUGUUGAAGUCCCCUCAGAUGGUCUGAAGGUUCAGGAGAAUGAGGACAACCUUGCUGUGCUCCAUGCUGCUCGAGACGCACUCAAACUCAUCCAGAACAAGUUUCUGCCAACUGUGUGCUCCUGGGUCCAGCGGUUUACCCGUGCAGGGACCUACAGUACACAUUUAAAACAGGCCAUUGACCUGAAAAUGGAACUGGAACUUGCUCUGAAGAAGUAUGAAGAACUAAACAUUGAGCCUGGGAGAGGACAAAGGACCAGGACAGAAGCACCGGAGGACAGCGAGGAUGAGGAUCAGGACUUCGUGGAGGUCCCAGAGAAAGAGGGCUAUGAGCCUCGAAUCCCUGACCAUCUACGAGCUGAAUAUGGGCUGGAGCCAAAGGCCCCACUGAAGACUCUGGAGAAAGAUACAGCUGUAUGUAGCUUACAGGAGAGGACCAGGAUGAGAAAGGAAGAGGAGGCCUCAGACCCCACCUCUGCAGCUGCCCAGAUGUUGCGGCUCCAGGACUGCUUGUCAUCUCCCUCUCCCUCCUCUACCAGGGUACUUCCUGGGCCAGAGGAAACUAAGAGGCAAGCAGAGCGAGCCCGAGCACCCAUUGUACCCUUCGGAGUGGAUCUGUGUUACUGGGGCCAGGAGCAGCUAACAGCUGGGAAGAUUCUUAAAUCUGACUCUCAGCACCGCUUCUGGAAGCCCAGUGAGGUGGAGGAAGAGGUGGACAGUGCCCAUGUUUCUGAGAUGCUCCAUAGCCGACACAUUACCUUUUCAGGGACGUUUGAGCCUGUGCAGCACAAGUGCCGGGCCCUGAGGCCUAAUGGCAGGCUCUGCGAGCGCCAGGACCGGCUGAAGUGCCCAUUCCAUGGGAAGAUCAUCCCCAGAGAUGACAAAGGGCAGCCUCUCAACCCAGAAGACAGAGCCCGUGAACAAAGGCAGCAGCUUCAGCAGCAACAGGCACAUCCAGAUUGGCAGGACCCUGAGUUUAUGAAGGACGUGGAAGCAGCCACAGGGGUGGACCUCGGUUCAUCCAGGUAUAGCAAGAAGGGCAAAGGGAAAAAGAAGAAGCACCCCAACCUCACCGACCUGCGUGAGCGUGCCAACACUGCCCGGGCCCGCCUCGAGAAGAAGGUCUUUGCCAAGGCAGCCAUGCAGAGAGUAGUUGCUGCCAUGAACCAGAUGGACCAGAGGAAACACGAGAAGUUUGCAAACCAAUUUAAUUAUGCACUGAAGUAAAAGGGUGUGGGUGUGCUGAAUAUGCUGUGGUCCCCUUUGGCCGUCAGCUUUUAUUCCGUUAGCUUACUAGGAUAGGAAGGAAAAGAGACUUAAAUGUGAGUAGAAUCAGAGCUUGUAUUUUCUGUAUGUAACAGUGGAGUGAUGCAUUAAAAUACUCUCCAGGAGGCCGAGGGAUAUGGAUUAGUGGUGAGGCCAGGGUUUGAUUCCCAACCAUUUUAACCACACAUGUGGUACCACACCUGUAAUUCUAGCACUUGGACAUAAACAGGACCUGAGUCCUCGGCCAGUAUGGAUUACAGAGCAAGACUGCUUGAGAAACAAGAACAAAAAGCCAGAUGAGGUGAUGCACACCUUUAAUCCUUACACUUAGGCAGGGCAGGAAGAUCAGUACAAGUUCAAAGCUAACCUAGUUGCCAGGCAUGGUAGGCACAUCUUUAAUCCCAGCACUCAGAAGGCAAGGCAGGUGGAUCUCUGAGUUUGAGGUCAGCCUGGUCUACAGAGUGAGUUCCAGGACAGCCAGAGAAACAGAGAAACCCUGUCUUUAAAACAAACAGCUAAGCUAGUCUAAGUUGUAAAUUCUAAGUCAGCCAAACUUACAUAAGCAGAGUAUGUCUCUGGGGGAAAAAAAUCCCUUUAGGAUAGCGUACCUGCAUUGGAGUCGGAUAGAGGCAGGCACUCCAUCUGGUUGCAGGUCAGCCCUUGGGCAGUGAGUGUGUCCCUAGUGGUGCUAUGUACUUUAUAACGCCUUCAGCAAUCCACCCUUUCAUGCAUAUGCUGUUUAAUACACAUGUCCAGCUCCUGGCACCACUCUGGAUCAGGUGUGUUGAGCCCUAACUCACAUACCGUGCAGUCACCCAGGUUAUGCACAGUGUAUAAUGAGUGACUCCAUCUGCUUCCAGAACUUCAGUACUCAGACAGACUGCCUGGCCACCUCGAAGCCCUCUUUCUCUUUCCAUGCCUGUGCAUUUAGAGUAACUUUGUCUGCGGCUUUUGUUUUUGUUUUGAGAUGUGGUCUCUUUAUGUAGUUCUGGCAGUCUUAGAGCCUACAGUGUAGACUAGACUGGUCUCCAACUCAGAGAUCCUCCUGCCUCUGCCUCUUCAGGGAUUAAGGGUGAGUAACCCGGCUUCUGGCUGAGUGUGUGGCCUUUUGUUCUGGCUUCUUUGCCUUUGUUUGAAGGUUCUUCGUGUUGUAAUAAUACCAGUCCUUCAGUCCUGUUCCUUACACAUACAGACCACAGCAGAGGACGAGGGAGGUGGCUCAGCAAGUAAAGCACUUGCAUGUAAUCAUGAGGACUGACUUGGAGUCCUCAACAUCCAUAGAAAAGUCAAGUGGUUAUGGUAGUCUGCUUAUAACCCUGCCCUUGGUGAGAGGAGACAGGAUCCCUGGGGCAAACUCAGUAAGGAGACUAGCCAAAAUCAGUGCAUUCUGGAUUCAGCAAGAGACUCCGCCUCUGUAAAUAGAGUGGAGAGCAAUCAAGGGAAACACUCAACUACAACCUCUGGCCUAAAAUAUAAAAAUUCACAUAUGCCCAUAGACAUCUGCCCACACAUAGGCAAACACACAUACACACAAUCACAGUGAAUGGAGUCAUAUUUUGUCAUUGCUGUACCCACCCUCUCAUUUGAGACAUGCCUGUCUGGUAACUCAUUUUGUAGAUCAGGCUGGCCUCCAAUUCAGAGAUCUGCCUGCUUCUGCCUCCCAAGUCCUGGGACUAAAGGCAUGCGCCACCAUGGGCCGUCUCCAUGGAUUUGUUAUUGAUGUUUGGUCUGUUCCUACCUUAGGGCUACCGUGGAUAUCUGUGUUUUUGUGUAUGUGUGAGGAUAACUGUUUUUGUUCAUCACUGAUGCAUCUAGUGACUUCCUUGUGAGGGACUAAACUGUUGAAUGGUGGCCGCACCAUUUACACUCACUCUGCUUCCUGGGGGCUCCAUGCCAUCACUGGUGUCUUUGUUUCUUUUGCUUUUCUGAGAAUUCUAUACAAGAGGACUGUGCUCACAUCCUUUCCACCUCUCCAGCCCUCUCCAGGUUCUCCCAUGCCCUUUUUUCAAUCAUGAUCUCUUCUUUGUCAUCACAUAUGAAGACAGUUGCCGUUAUCUUCAGCAGUCAGUCUCACUGUCACAUUCUGGGAGGCAGCUAAGGGCAACAACAUUCACCUAUAUCAUUUUGAUAGUCUCUUAACUCCCUGGGCACAACUUAGGUUUCCUGUUCAUAUUCAUGGACUUUUGUUAAAUAGUGUCUACUUAAAGAUUUAAAAAA